Ipomoea nil (Japanese morning glory) is the source of this 3009-nucleotide messenger RNA. RefSeq names its product putative late blight resistance protein homolog R1A-4. Lineage: Eukaryota; Viridiplantae; Streptophyta; Magnoliopsida; Solanales; Convolvulaceae. The transcript is spliced from 2 exons. Gene Ontology annotation, biological process: defense response to other organism. The record is from RefSeq and is a predicted model, not a curated record. Gene Ontology annotation, molecular function: ADP binding. The coding region runs from base 88 to 2721 and encodes 877 amino acids.
UUCUAGCUAAAGGUGUUGAUUCUUGAUGAAACAAAGCUAGAGAGAGCAAGAACUGAUUAGAUCGAGUGAAUUGAAUUGAAGGAUACGAUGGCCUGUGUUGGGCUCAUCUCUCUUAUCCGAACACUAGAGUUGCAGUUCUUAGAGCCAGGAUUAUUCUUGGUUGUUGAUUACAAGGAUGAAAUCCAGUGUCUUCGUCAAAAGCUUUGUCAUUUGAAAGCCCUUCUUGAGGAAUCUGAGAAAAAGCUCAAUGUUAGCCAGGUCGAGAAAGAUGUUAUUGCAAGAGUUAAAGACAUAAGUUUCAGAGCAGAAGAUGAGAUUGAAUCUGAAGUAAUGGAGAUCAUUUCCAAUGGAGCUUCUCAUGAAAGACUCCACCAAAUCUUGCAACGUCUUGCAGAAGACAUUGAAGGGCUUAUUGAGCAAAGAAACACUACCCAAAUGCUGUCGUCAUAUAAUCCCGGCCAAUCAAACCAAGAGCACAUCAUAGCUGGAGGAGCUUCAAAGCUGCAGGAUGAUGCAAUAAUGGUAGGGCACGCCCAAGAAUUGGAGAGGACGAAGGAGAUGCUGCUUCAAUGCUCCACUCAGGAACGACAAGUUAUAUCCAUUGUCGGCAUGGGAGGGAUUGGCAAGACAACUAUGGCAAAAAAAAUCUAUGAUGAUCCAUCAAUAAGAUCUCGCUUUCAUCUUCUUGGUUGGGCAACCGUCUCUCAAGACUAUGAUCUGCGGAGAAUUCUCCAGGACCUGUGCGGUUGUGUUGCACAAAUGACUGAUAAAGAAAUCAAUGAGGUGAAAAGCACUGCUGAGCUAGCAAACAAAGUACGUCGGCGCCUGAUGCGUCAAAGGUAUCUUCUUGUGGUGGACGACAUAUGGGGCAGCAGAGGAUGGGAUGAUCUACAAAGAUGCUUCCCAGAUGAUUCCAACGGUAGUCGAAUAUUGUUGACUACUAGACUCAAAGAGGUAGCAGUUUACAGUGGAUGUUCAGGUAAGUAUGUUUGCAACUUGCCUUUCCUAAAUUCAAAUGAAAGUUGGAUGCUGUUUUCCCAGAAGCUGGGAAGCAUAAAUUUGCCUCCAGAAAUUGAAGAAAUUGGUAAGCGCAUUGUUAAUAAAUGCCGAGGAUUACCACUUGCUAUUACUGUAGCCGCAGGGCUUCUCUCCAAAACCAAAAGGUCAGUAGAAAAUUGGCAGAGUAUUGCCUCAGCAAUGAAUCUACCAAUGACCUCAGAUCUUCAUGACCAAUGCUCAACCAUACUCACCCUCAGUUACAACAACUUGCCUUACCAUUUAAAAGCUUGUUUCUUAUACUUUGGAAUCUUUCCUAAAGUUAGAAGAGAAAUCCCCACAAAGGAUCUUCUCAAUUUAUGGAUUACCGAGGGAUUUGUUAUGGAAGAUAGUGGUAGAAGUUUGGAAGAGGGUGCCAUGAAAUACUUACAAGAUCUAAUUGACAGAAAUCUAGUGCUUAUUAGCAAGCUAAGUUUCAUUGGCAAUAUUAAGACAUGUAGAUUGCACGAUUUGUUGUUUGACUUGUGCUUGAGAGAAGUAAAAAAAGAGAAGUUUGUGUCUGCUUUUCAUCAAAGGAGUGAGAAUGUUAUUGAAUUGGGUGACACCGAGCCGUUGUUUGAAUAUGCAAACCGUUGGUUAACAUUUCGAACAACGUAUAUUCAGCCCAAAUUCAGUGACAAGUAUAAUUUCCACAAAUCUCGUACCCUUUUAUUCUUUUUUGGUGUUUCUGGAGCUUCUGGGCUACCUGUAUCUUGGAGACAAAAUGUGUCUUUCAAGAUGAUAAGGGUACUGGACCUAGUGGAAAUUAGCUUCGAUGAGGCUCCAACCUUUGACAUCUCGGAUUUGAUUCUCUUAAGGUACCUAGCUUUGGGUACAAUUAAGUAUGUAAGGGUGCUGAAACAUCACCACAACUUACAAACUUUAAUUGUUAAGUUUCCAAAUUCAUGCCGUAUAGAGGAAAUUGACAGUGAUGAGGAGAUUGGCAGUAAAUGGUUGCAAGGUCUAUGGAAGUCUCAAAGUUUGAGGUUUAUCAAGUAUCCAUAUCCAUUCCCAAUAGAUACUGAUGAAAUUCCAGUUCAAGAUACUUUACACACUCUUUACUGGGUGCCUUAUCUCCGGUGCACAAAAGAAUUUGUUUUGAAAAUUCCAAAUGUUAAAGUGUUGGGGAUUAAAUGCUCUGAAAUACGUGCAUUUCAAACCGAAACCUGGUGGGAUAACCUUCACUACCUAACUAAGCUUGAGAAGCUAAUAGUUGAAGAUAUCGAGUCUGAACAAUUCGAACUUCAAAGUAUUAAUUCCUUUCCCCAAAGCCUUAAGGAGUUGAAAAUUGUGGGAACAGAACUUGGUUGGGAAGCCAUUACAAUCAUUAGUAUGUUGCCAAAUCUUGAAUCGCUCAAACUUCUCCAAGCAUAUGAGAUGGGAGAGGAGUGGGUAACUGGAGACGGUGGAUUCCCCAAAUUGAAGUUUUUGUACAUCAGUGGGGCGAAAUUGAAGAACUGGGAAACUAUGAGUGAUCAUUUUCCUGUCCUUGAACGCUUAGCAUUGCAUCACUGCCACAACUUGGAAAAGAUCCCCGAAGGCUUCACAGACAUUACUACGUUACAAUUGAUUGAGUUGAAAGAUUGUUUUCCUUCUCUUGUGGAGUCAGCUAAGGACAUUCAAGAAGAGCAGAGCUCAUAUGGAAAUGAUCAACUUGUUGUUCGUGACUAUGACACUCGGAGUUGAAUAUUAGGAGCACUAGUCCAAUGAAGAAAUCGAAAAAAUUAAAGCAGAUCGAGCAAUCAAGGAAUUUGAAGGUGGAGGCAAGGCUGUACGUGAUGUUUUUCAAUGUUUUCUAUCUCACUUGUUUUGUUUUGUUUUGUUUUCAUCCGUAAAAGAUAUUAAACUCAUAUCACAUCAUUUGUAUUGAAUAUUUCAUGAAUGCAUUUUGUUUCCUAUUAUAUUUGUCUUCAAUUAUUUUAGCUUUGAUCAUUUUCUACCCAUUUAAAUGCAGCUUUCAAAAUUUUCAACCUA